CUGCUUUAGAAGAGAGAGAGAGAGAGAGCGAGCGAGAAAACUUGCAAUGGCAAGAUUUUCUGUGGAUAAAGAAGAUGAUUACGCAGGACCUAGCAACAAUCCGUGGUCCAAGAAACAGAGAACCACCACCACCUUCACUCGAUCACCACCAGCACCAGCACCAGCGCCAGCGCCAGCGCCAGCGCCAGCACAAGAGCAGCCACACCACCGACCCAGCCUAGAACCACAACUAGUUGAAGACUACGACGACGACGAUGAAGAAGUUGAAUCCGAGUACGAAGACGAAGAAGAAGACGAACAGGUAGAUGGAGAAUCCGAAAACGACGAAGAGGAAGACGGAGAAUCUGAAUACGACAACGAAGAAGAUGGAGAGGAAGAUGAAGAAGAUGGAGAUGAAGAGGAGGAGGAGGAUCAGAACGAGGUGGGACACCCAUCGAAUGGCGUCGCACGCAACGACGAUCGCGAACGCAACUCCGUUUCCGUAAUCCUAACCGACCCAGACGUGCUCGAUUGCCCCAUCUGCUUCGAUCAUUUGAGCAUUCCUGUCUAUCAGUGUGAGAAUGGGCAUCUAGUGUGCUCCUCCUGUUGCAGCAAGCUUGGAAGUAAGUGUCCUUCUUGCGCUUGGCCGAUUUACUAUCACCGUUGCCGGGGCAUUGAGAAGGUUAUUGAAUCAGUCAAAAUAUCAUGCCAAAACAUGGAGUAUGGGUGCAAAGAAACAGUGAGUUACAGCAAGAAACGUGACCACGAGGGGAUGUGUAUCUAUGCACCAUGUUUAUGCCCACUUCCUGAUUGCCAGUAUGUUGGAUCCUCCAAGCCCUUAUCCAUGCAUGUCAGCAACAGCCAUCCAAAUUCUGUGAGCCAAUUCUGGUACAACUGUCUCUUCCAUAUAUAUUUAGAAAAGCACCAGAAGUACCUUAUUCUUCAAGAACAAAGUGAAGGCAUAAUUUUUAUUCUCAAUAAUUGGAUUGAACCAUUCGGAAAUGUGGUCAAUGUUAGUUGUAUCGUACCAAGCUCAUCGAAUACAGGGUUUUCUUAUGAUCUCAUAGCAACAAAUGAGGACAGUUCUGUGAGACUACAAUCUUUGACAGAGUGCAUACAUGAGCGGGCCAAACAUCCUCCUCUGAAGAAGUUUCUUGUGGUUCCAAGUGAUUUUGUCAGUGCUGCUGGGCAGCUCAAAUUGCGACUCUGCAUAUGGAGGUAUCAUGUUUUUCCUCACAUCUGAGGAGGUGAUUGUGUUGUUUUAAGGUUAUGGUAGAUGUUGUGAACUUACAGUACAUUUCCCCUGGGAAUUGACUAGGGCAAUUGGGGUUUUUGUUCUAGCUUAAGUUAAACUUGCUUAUUUUAUUUAUACCAGAAACCUUUUUAUGCUGUAA
This is a messenger RNA of Camellia sinensis, 1373 nucleotides long. Its product is annotated as putative E3 ubiquitin-protein ligase SINA-like 6. The record is from RefSeq and is a predicted model, not a curated record. NCBI's taxonomy places the organism in Eukaryota, Viridiplantae, Streptophyta, Magnoliopsida, Ericales, Theaceae. Gene Ontology annotation, molecular function: zinc ion binding.